AUGACGACGCAGGCUGCUCCUGACAUCCGUGCGCGCUUCCCAGCAGACCAAUGCUCAGUGCUGAAGUGUGCAGGACUAUGGAAGAGGCACCAGCACAACCAGCAUCACAACCAGGAACCCUUGCACCCAGAUCAGCAGCAGUUCUGCCUUUCUCCAUCCCACAGAUCCCCUCCCACGAGUGAAAGUCCGUUCACGUGGCCACUACCUCCCGCACUAGAUUUACCAGCCACUGACGAGUUUCUCCCUGACGAGGCUUCACCCUGUUGGAUUUGGGCCCAGCAGCAGCCAUCGGCGCCCGCAAUCCCCGCCGCAACGGCCGCUGCCGCGCACACAGUCCCUGCGCCAGCCAUGGCGACAGCAGUGGCGACACAAGCGGCGUGGGAGACCACCCCCGCCACCAACUGCGGCGCAGCUAGCGGGUUUCAACCCACCGCAGACGCUGCCGUUCCAGCUGCCUCCGCUUCCCACUGCUCCUCUUCCGGCGUAAGCUUCCCCGCAACCCCCGCUUCCCCCUCGUCCGCAUCCGCUCCUGCCGCCACCACUACCCCUCUCCCACCCGCGUCCGCCGCCUCCGCCGCCCCCGCGCAGUCCCCGCCUUCCCUCCCCGUGGCGCAACUGGAAGAGCUGCUCCUAGACGACUGCGGAGUCCUCGAGAUCUCCAUCCCCCAGCGCCGCUUCCCCUCAUCCUUCCCCCCAUCCUUCGUCUCAUCCGCGGCCACGGGGAGCCUUGCGUCGACCCUCCCUACCGCGGGGACUCUCCCCAGCGCGGGAACCCCCUUCGCCGGAACUCCCGCGGAUCUGCGCGAGCAGGGGUUGAAUCUUUUCGCCAGCCUCCUUCCGCUUCUUUACACUCCGCGCUGCGCCGCCACCGCCGCCAUCGCCGCUUCCCCCGCGGGAGAGAAGCUCAAGCGCGCUCUCGCGUCGUCUCCGGCGGCUGCCGGCAUGUUCGAGGCGUUUGCCAACCAGCCGCUGCCGUCCCCCGCGCCUCUCGCAUCACCGAUGCUCUUCGAGCAGUUUCAGCAGCAUAUGCAGCAAUGGCCCGCGCCGCAGGUGGAGCAACAGGAGCAGUCCGAGCCGCAGGCGUCGGAGUCGAUUGCCGCGCCGCAGACCGACGAGGAUAUGGACGAGGCGCUUCCGGAAAUUGAGAGCCCGAAUAGCGUCGACGUGACCUCGCCGCACCGUGACCUCGACGACAGCUGCCUUGACGAGCCGCCGAGUUCCGCCGCCGCCGCCGCUACCGGCCCUGCCGCCGCUGUCGCCGCUCCGGCCUCCGUCGCUCCCAUCCCGUUCGCCCCGGCCAAGCCGACCGCCGGGAACGCUUUUGCUUCCGACUCUGUCCCUCUCGACGCUCCCGCCGCAACAAUCGCUGCGAAGCUCGAGCCAGUAGCCACGGAAGAGGCGGGAACAGCGGCGCCUUCUCCGGCGUCGCCUGCUGCGGAGCCGCUGGAUGACGGUUACUUCUGGCGUAAGUACGGGCAGAAAGCAGCGAAGGGCGCAGCGUAUCCGCGCGCGUAUUUCCGCUGCGCCGUUCCCCGCUGCCCGGCUAAGAAGACGGUCGAGCGUUCGUCCGAAGACGGCAGCACGAUGGAAAUCGUUUACCGCGAGGAGCACAACCACCCACGUGGGACUCUCCCCGGCCGCCGCGCUUCCCCUGCGUCGCAGGGCGGUGCGGGAGGGGCGCGCGUUUUGGUGACGGAGGAGAUGGGCGGGUUUAGCAGCGGCGGUGGCGGAAUCGAGCGUUCCCCGGUCAAGCCGCACCAGGCGCAACCGCAGCCGCAGCCGCAGUCCCAGGCUCCUUCCGCCGCUUCCCCCGCCUUCCCCGCAUCCGCUGAUCCCGCCGCCGCAUCCGCCGCAGCGGGACUCGCGCUGCUGGAGAGUCUGAGCACCGAGGAUCUCGCGCGCCUCGUCUCCGCACUCUCUUCCGACGCUAUGGCCGCCGCCACCGCCGUGCUCGAAGCGGCGGUCGCCGCCGGCGUGAUGGACAGCAGCCUGGGCGUCGCCGCCGCCGCCGCCACCGCCGCCGCAGCCGAGGAAGCCGCCAACGCUCGCCCCGCGUCUCCGCCGGUGUAUUCCCCCGCCGAUCUCGCGGCCGCUGCCGUGAACGCCACCGCUGUUGUUACCGCCGCCACCGCCGCUGCUGAGGUGGCUCGGGGGCAUAUGAUCCGAUCCGCGUCGGACAGGGGAGCUCCGGAAGCAGCGGCAGGCUUGGCAGCAGGCUCGGCAAACGCUGGCGCGGUCCUUUUCCGUUCCGUAUCGGCUCCUAAGGACGAGUGCGAUGACCAAUCCUCCUCCGGGAAUACCGGCGGGAUUGCAGGAAUUUCCAGCGAUGCUCUUGCUGCUGUAGCUGCUCUCACGCGCGGGUCAGCCAUAGCUGUCGAACCGUCAAGUUGCAGCACGGGAAGCGCCGGCAGCACGGGUAGCCGUCAUAAGCGCCGGUCGACGGAAGAAUUUGACAUCACUGUCAGCCCGUCUUCCCCGAGCCUGCACUCUGUGACUCUAACGAAAGGUGCUGGUAAUGCGUUUAACGAGGGUGGUAACGUCUCUGGAAGCAUUUCGCCUGCUGGCGGUAGGGGGAAAAGGAUGCGCACUGGAGGAAACUCUGGCGGAAGGGGGAGCGGAGGGCGCGGAAGUGGAAGCGGAAGCGGGGGAGGAAACGCAGACGGACAGACGGUUACGAUGACAGUCGUGCAGGUUGAGGGAACUGGCCGGGAUGUGGUUGGCGACGUGGAGGAUGGUUACCGCUGGCGAAAGUACGGUCAGAAGGCGAUAAAAGCGAGUCCUUACGAAAGGAGUUAUUUCAGGUGUAGCAAGGAUGGUUGCGGGGCGAGGCGGGUUAUUGAACGCUGCCCGGAACAACCUGAAGAUGAGAGUGUAGCUGCGACUCACACGAAUCUGCUUGUGACUUAUAUCGGAGUGCAUUCUCACGCACGGCCGUUCCGAGCCAAGGUGAUCUACAAGCCCGUUCUGGACGCUUCUCAGGAACCCCCUGCUGACGUGGCGAACCCUAAUUUCGCUGCUGUUGCUGGUGGUGCUGACAGCGCAACAUUGGUUUCUGCUCAGAUUCCCGAGACGCUCCCAGAACGAGCCUGUGAGCAGCAGAGCGCGAAUCCAACGGAUUUGACCCAAGCUGAAGAAACGGGGAAUGGUGAGGGCAUGCAGAUGGCGAUGCCGCAUCUCCGGGAUCUCAAGAUUGAGGAUUUCGCUUUUGGUGACCUGCCCACGCUUUGGUGA
Molecule: messenger RNA, 3231 nt
Organism: Closterium sp. NIES-65
Lineage: Eukaryota; Viridiplantae; Streptophyta; Zygnematophyceae; Desmidiales; Closteriaceae
Source: the annotation of a GenBank genome assembly